Molecule: messenger RNA, 2184 nt
Organism: Oxyura jamaicensis (ruddy duck)
Lineage: Eukaryota; Metazoa; Chordata; Aves; Anseriformes; Anatidae
Product: photoreceptor outer segment membrane glycoprotein 2
Exons: 4
Coding region: 511-1605 (364 amino acids)
Biological process (GO): visual perception
Cellular component (GO): membrane
Source: RefSeq, a predicted model, not a curated record
UCUUUCUUGGACCUGUUUUUAUUGAUAAGAACAAAAUAAGAAGUAAUAAAACAUUAGGAGAUACUGUACAACAGCCUCUGUUGUUUACUAGCCCAUGCCCCUGAGCGGUAAAAUAUGUUACCAUAAAUCCAUUUUGCUAGUGAGGUCUCAAUUAACAGUCAGUUAAUUGGCCUGUUUUGCAGGAUUUAACCUGGUGGCAUAAGAACCUCGAAAUACGAUUAGAGAUGCAAGAGAGAUUAGCACAGGCAGGAGAGCUGAAGCCUAUUUCUCCAUCUCCAUUGGUGAGUCAGUGUAAAGACAGAACUACACAGACAUCAGGAAAUCAGUACUUCACUCUUCCUCAGAAUGCAUCUUCCUGGCAUUUUCUGCCUUGUACUCAGCAAGGUGCCAGUUUUGAGAUCUCAUUCCGUCCUCUGAAGCAGAUUUCUACUGCAUGCCUUGGAUACAUGCUACUAAGCAGAUUAUGGGCUUUCCUUGACCUACGCUUCUUUUCCUAAUGCUGAUCUGACUAUGGCUGUCCUCAAAGUAAAAUUCACCAAAACUAAGAGGGACAAAUUGGCUCAGAUCCUAUGGAUCCUCAACUGGGUUUCUGUAGUGAGUGGGAUCAUUCUCUUCAGUCUUGGCCUCUUUCUGAAAAUAGAGAUCAAGAAGCGCAAUGAAGUGAUGGCAAAAGGAGACAUUAACUCUGUCCCCAACAUGCUGAUCUCUGUAGGGGUCAUAGCAUGUAUCAUCAACUUUCUGGGUGGCAAAAUCUGCUAUGACUGCUCAGAUGCCAACAAGUUCUCUCGGUGGAAACUAGUUAUGCUCCCAUAUAUCGUGUGUACCUUCUGUUUUACCUUCUGCAUCCUGUUGGGUGCUCUCAUGUGCUAUACCAUGCGGAAUGAACUGGAAGAAUCUCUCUAUCUGGGAUUGAGGGAUGCUAUUAAGUUCUAUAAGGACACUGACAUACCUGGAAGAUGUUUCUUAAAGAAAACAGUGGAUAUGUUGCAAAUUGGAUUCCAGUGCUGUGGAAACAAUGGCUUUAGAGACUGGUUUGAAGUUCAGUGGGUAUCUGCUCGUUACCUGAAUAUGGCUUCCAAGGAAGUUCUGGACCGUCUAAAGAGUAAUGUUGAUGGGAAGUUCUUGGUGGAUGGAGUACCCUUCAGCUGCUGCAAUCCAAGUUCCCCACGGCCCUGUAUCCAGUACCAGCUAACAAACAACAGUGCUCACUACAAUUACAAUUUCCUGACAGAGGAGCUCAAUAUCUGGGUGAAGGGGUGCAGAGAGGCCUUGCUGGAUUACUACACAGCUAUUAUGAGAUCCAUUGGUAUCGCAGCACUGCUUAUUUGGUUGUUUGAGCUCUCCGUACUUACUGGUGUCCGGUACCUACAAACAGCAAUGAAGAAUGUUCUUUUGCUAGGAGACCUGGAGGGUGAAUCAGAUGGUUGGUUACUCGAAAACAGUUUUGUUGAAACUGCCAAAUACAACAUCAAUAUCAUUAAGAACCUUGGCAAAGCCAACCAGAUCUCCACUGUCUCAGGCCUUAAUGAUCCCAACAUUGAUGUUCAAAACCCCAAUUGUGGCAAAAACAAUGUUGCAACAAAAUCUAUCCCUGCAGCUAGCUAGACAAUUCUUCAGGGCAAUCAUAUCACAAGAGUUGCUUUGCUGUAUUACAAUCUUUGAUACCACUUUUUUUUUUUUUUUUUACUUGUGGGGAAGAAAGAAAAAGUGAUAUGACAACUGACCAGAAGAUAAACUGGUCAUAGGAACAAAAUAUUGAUACUUCUUUGGCCAGAUGUAUUUUCACUCUUGCGAAAUCCGACUUUCAUACCUGCACAAAACAAUCUUUUGAAAUUUUCCCACUUUGUCUCUUCCAACUUACAUAUUUCUGUCAUCUGAAUGUCAGAAUAAUGAUUAUGAACAAAAAGACUAUCAGUUUGGAUAUCAGACUGUUCCAGACAGGAUUGGUCUACUUUAUAUCAACAAAGUUUGUCAUUAUUGACACAUCUAUUGAAAUCCCAGCAGCAGGGAAAUUUCAAAAGAACAUUGGAUAAAAAGAGAUCUUUUAAAAAAGCAAAAACUGUAAAAUGAAAACUGUGUUUAACAAGUCCGUAUUAGGAUACAAAUAUAUGUAUGUUGUUGCCCUUCUAAAAACUUAAUAGCUAAGUGAAAUUGAGUUGAAGCCAAUUUAAAUUAGUUAGUAUA